Dentiscutata heterogama is the source of this 855-nucleotide messenger RNA. Lineage: Eukaryota; Fungi; Glomeromycota; Glomeromycetes; Diversisporales; Gigasporaceae. The record is from the annotation of a GenBank genome assembly.
AUGGCUUCACAAUAUGAAUUCUUUGCGACAAUUAAACUGGAAGCAAUUUGUGUGUUCUGUAAUGUUAUGCAAUGCCUGUGCGACUGUGACGAAGUUUUUAUAGUAACAAAAGGCGAUCAUAUGUAUUUGUCAGGAAUUGAUGUCGAAGGUUGGCCAAAUUCCGUUAUCAAGUUGAAAGCACGAAUAUUUUCGGAGUAUCACGCAUCAUAUGAGAAUUCCUAUAAACUUCCUUCACCUGGAAUCAAGCCGAUUUUUAAGUGUCUCACUAAGAUCACGAAAUUAACGCUCUAUGUUAAACGAAAUUCUGACCGCAUAGUCUUCGAAAUUGGUGAUCAAACGGCUGAUCUUAUGAAAUUCUCCCGUAAUUAUGCCAACCUUGCAAAUUUCGGUACUUUGGUCUCAGACAUUGAUCCUAAGGAUUGCAAAAAUAAAUGGAUUGUUGACCCAUUGAUCGUGAAAAAUUGGUUGAAUGAGUUAGGUCGAACGGUGAACGAUAUCACACUUUAUCAUACACUUGAUGUACUUCACAUAGAAGCAGUUGAUACGAUGACAGAAGAUGAAGCAAACUCUAUGGAAAGUGAUCUUAAAGUACAUUUUGAAACUGAAGAAGACCGAACAUUGACGAAAUUGAAUCUAUUUCAAAUGCCAAUGCUUUUUAAUUCAGAAAACGAAUUUAUUAAAAUGGAAGCAAUGAUGUAUGGUAGUAGGGCUGGCUCAACAGAUCCAAAUAGCGUAAGGAUUCCGCAAGCAACAAUGGAUGUUUUGGAGAGAAAUGAACAUCUGGAAGAUAUAGAGAUGCUAAAUAUUCCAGAGGGUGGAUUGAUUUCUGUAGAAGACAGAAUGUUGUUACAAUGA